UAUUGGAGUUAUGACGCAUACUUAAAAAAUAGAAAACGAAAUAAAGGAGUAAUACAUACUAUUUGCAAAAACCUUUGUCAUUGAAUCAUAUUUUCAUUUGGCUUAGUUUUUUUUUAUUAAUUCUUUUUUAUUCAAUUCACGUAAAACAUAUUCAAAAAAAUUGCGAUUUAAGUUUGUGUUGUGAACGACAAAAAAGAAUUGUGCAAAUAGUUGGAAGUGAAAGAAAAUAGAUUUUAACAAUAGAAAUAAUUUGCGUGUGAUUUGUGUUGUGGGUGCAAGAACAAAAACAACGUCAACAUGAGUUUCUUUGCUAAAAUGUUUGGUGGUAAAAAGGAGACCACAAUGACCACCGGUGAAGCCAUUCAGAAUUUACGCGAAACAGAAAAUAUGCUGAUUAAAAAGCAGGAAUUUUUAGAGAAGAAAAUCGAACAAGAGAUAGAAACAGCAAAGAAACAUGGAACCAAAAACAAAAGAGCUGCCAUUCAAGCAUUGAAGCGGAAGAAGAGAUUCGAGAAGUCACUUCAACAAAUCGAUGGAACUCUUUCAACGAUCGAAAUGCAACGUGAAGCCCUUGAGGGAGCCAACACAAAUACAGCCGUUUUGACCAAUAUGAAGAGUGCUGCCGAUGCACUCAAAGCAGCACAUCAACACAUGGAUGUCGACCAAGUACACGAUAUGAUGGACGAUAUUGCCGAACAACAGGACGUGGCUAAAGAAAUUUCGGAUGCUAUUUCCAAUCCAGUUGCUUUCGGCCAAGACGUCGACGAAGACGAAUUGGAGAAGGAACUUGAAGAACUAGAGCAAGAAGAAUUGGACAAAGAUCUGUUGGGCGUUGGUACAAGUACACAUGAACUACCAGAAGUGCCUACUGGCGAUAUUAAAGAACCAGCUGCGGCUAGCAAAGAAAAGAAAAAGGUUCCAGCUAAACCAGCUGAAGACGAUGAAGAUAUGAAAUUGCUUAUGUCAUGGGCUAACUAAACUGCCAGCAGCACACAUUUUAAUAUCUACCCGAUUCAAUAUCGACCGCAACUAUAAAAUAUGUAUUUUAUCGGUUUUUUGCUUUUGUAAAAAUUUAAAAUUAUAACAAAACCAAUUUAUUUACAAUAAAGUAUGGUCAAUAGAAGAAAAAAAUUCCAAUGAUUUAACACGAUUGUAAUGCAAAUCUUAUACCUACAUAUUCAAUGCUAUAAGUAAUCUUGUAAAACAAAUCAACAUUUUUUUAAAAAAACAAAUAAAUUACUUUAAAAUGUUAAGUACAA
Molecule: messenger RNA, 1259 nt
Organism: Contarinia nasturtii (swede midge)
Lineage: Eukaryota; Metazoa; Arthropoda; Insecta; Diptera; Cecidomyiidae
Gene: shrb
Product: charged multivesicular body protein 4b
Exons: 5
Coding region: 298-978 (226 amino acids)
Biological process (GO): vesicle budding from membrane; late endosome to vacuole transport via multivesicular body sorting pathway
Cellular component (GO): ESCRT III complex; multivesicular body; cytoplasmic side of plasma membrane
Source: RefSeq, a predicted model, not a curated record